Messenger RNA from Papilio machaon (common yellow swallowtail), 1011 nucleotides. RefSeq lists its product as uncharacterized. NCBI's taxonomy places the organism in Eukaryota, Metazoa, Arthropoda, Insecta, Lepidoptera, Papilionidae. The transcript is spliced from 3 exons. The record is from RefSeq and is a predicted model, not a curated record. The coding region runs from base 99 to 989 and encodes 296 amino acids.
UUAAUUUUCAUACUUUCAGAAAAUGAAGUAGAUAAAACAAAGGAAUUAGCCCAAAAUGAAUUUUUUUCGAGUCACUUUUAUACCGGAAGAAAAGGAGAAUGAAUAAAUGUUCAAAAGUCAAAAACCCUUGCAAAUUAUGCUUCCGCAGUGUAACGACCAAAACAGGGGUCCAGUGUAAGGGUGUUUGUAAAAAAUGGGCUCACUACAAGUGUUUAAACUAUACACCUGGAAAAAUUCAAGAUAUCAAAGCAGGUUUGAUAAGAAUCACAUGUCCUUGCCCCGAUUGCAAUUCUUCAGAACCGAAGGAAAUAGUAUUAGAUUCCCCAUAUGCGUGUACAAACUUUCAAUGCCCGGCCAACAAUCUACCGAUAUGUGAGUCAACAGAAUGCCCCAGUAUGUACCAUUUGACAAACCAGAUAAUUCUGCCUCAACCGUCUCCGUCCAAUAUAACAGCUAACAUGCGAUCUAAAUGUUCUGUGAAGCGAUUUGAUCGUUCAUCAACGCCACCCAUACUUAUGAACUGGCCACCGGAAUCUUCGUCAUUUCCAAACUCUUUAAGUACGAGCUGUAGAAAAAAAUGCGAUUCUAGUACGUACAAGUCUUACUUCCCGGCGCCGAAUCGAUGUCAACAAUCGAAUUGCUCUCAUUCGCAUAGUUCGAAAGUGAAAAACAAGAUGUGUUCGCCGAUACGAUCUUUGUCUUGUUCCUUUGUCGACGAAUCAGUUUGUAACGAUUCCGGAACAACGUGGAUACAAAAAGAUACAAAAAGAAGUAUAGCUCGAGAUGCUGAAACUUCUCCUAAAUACAUCUCAUCAUCUGACUCUCAGUUGUCGAAAGCGCGAGACACGCAAAAGUCUCUAUAUUGCACUAUGGAACAGAUGUGUACAACAGUCGGUCAGCUAUCCGGACAACUUAAAGAAUUAAUGUGUCGGAUGAUGGAAGCAUUUGAAAAAACAACUGUUCAUAGUAAAUACGAUACUGCGAUUUGAAAGUGCUUAGCUUUGUAUAAAA